UUAAAAGAUCCCCCCAUGAUUUCAAACUAGUACGCGUACUCCAUUAAAUACGUACAACCGCCUCUCUCUGUGUGUGUUUGCCUGCCUGUGUGACUCUGUCCGUGUGAGAGAGAUGGCUUCCAGCAGCUUCAUUGCCUUUCUUGCUGUUCUGCUUCUUCUGCAACCUCGGAUUGCUCUAAGCAACGUUUUGUCCCCUCUGCUCUCUCCUGUAUUUGAUGAUGUGUGCAAAGAAGUGGAAUGUGGAAAAGGAACUUGCAAGCCAUCAAGUACUAGCACUUUCUUCUUUGAGUGUGAAUGUGAGACUGGGUGGAAGCAGGCUCGCCCUGAUGGUGGCGAUCACCCCAACUUUCUCCCUUGCGUGAUUCCCAAUUGUACCAUUAAUUCCUCCUGUGCAAAUGCCUCCUCACCUGUCCAAGAGAAAGAAAGGAGAGCUAAUGAGUCAUUCUUUGAUGCCUGCCACUGGAGCGACUGUGGAGGCGGCGUCUGCAACAAGACAUCAGCUUUCACAUAUAGUUGUGAAUGUGCCGAGGGCUAUUAUAAUCUUCUCAAUCAUACUGCCUUACCAUGUUUCGAGGAAUGUGCGAUUGGAAUGGAAUGUAAGAACCUCGGGAUUACACUAUCAAACAAAUCUACUUCUGUGACUCCAGCAUUGGCUGACGAUGGUAAGAACCAAGCAACUUCAAUUCUACAAGGCAAUUCUCUUUGUUUGACAAUCCUGAUGAUGUUCAUGGCUAUGGUUUUGUGGAAAUAGGAUGACUUUUAAGCAUAUGCACUAGCCUCUGGCCUUGUAUUUUGCUUUAGCUCCAUAGAUUUCGAUAUUAUACAAUUUUUUUGAUUUUCCUUUGAGGUCUGCUGCCUGUCCCAUAUAGCCACUGCAUUUCUCUGUAUAUUUUUGCAUGUCUUAUAAAUAAAUUACCACAUGAACUCAGGGAGUAGUCCAUUGUAUUUGUAUAGUUAUUACUCGGCAUAGGAUUUGAAAGGGGAGCUUUUUAUGGAGCAUAUUUCAUGCUUCUGUCAGUCAUUUUCCUUGUUUGUUUAGUAGAACAUGAUUUGGUGAUUCUCUUUA
Molecule: messenger RNA, 1066 nt
Organism: Alnus glutinosa
Lineage: Eukaryota; Viridiplantae; Streptophyta; Magnoliopsida; Fagales; Betulaceae
Exons: 6
Coding region: 113-751 (212 amino acids)
Source: RefSeq, a predicted model, not a curated record